AUGGAUUUGGAAGAGCAUUCUCUCGGGGAGGGACUUGUUAGCAAAAGGUGGUUACAACACCUUGGUCUGCCCCUCCACCUGGAUGGGGUGAAGGUUAACUGUGAUGGUGCUUUUUCUGCAACAAGGAAGCGAGAUCCAGAAGGAUGUUCGUGUGGGCAUAGGAUAGUUCCUGUUACUUAUUUUUUGUUAGAGAACGAAAUUCAAGAAAAAGCUCCAAACAACUCAGCCAUGGCGACCUUCAAUAUCCCCUCUUUCAUCAUCUUCUUCUCUCUCUUCUCCUUUGCCUUUUUAUCUCCGGGAAACACCCUCAAUGCCGCCAUGGGAACACUCUCAGACUCCGGUCAUCUCUCCAUGGCCUUAACUCUACAACUCGUCUCCCAAACCCUACUCCUCCGGUCACCAACCGCCACAAUCUUCGCUCCUUCCGAUGCUGCUUUCGUUCACAUAGGCCAACCUUCCCUCAAUCAACUCCAAUGCCACAUCUCUCCAGUUCACUUCCCCACCAAGAACCUCAAAGCCCUUCCGUACGGAUCUACCAUUCCCACAUUACUUCCAAAUCACUCACUUAUCGUCACUUCUUGGCCCUCCGAUUCUCAAUUGUCAAUCAACAACGUCAAGAUUAAUGAACCGGCCAUGUAUGAUAAUAACCAAUCUUUGAUCGGACACGGGGUUGCAGAAUUCUUUGCUUCUUCUCUCCGUUUAUCCCUGAAUUUGCAUCCAGUGCCUUCCCCUAGUUCAAUCGCCGAGCCCAAUUAUCCAAUUCUGAGCAAACGGUUGGCUUAUUAUGGUAGAGCGUCCGGUUUGCUAAGGUCAAGGGGCUAUACUAGAAUGGCCACAUUUCUUAAUAUGCAAUUGGCAGGGUCCAGCAAUGGGACUAAGUUGACGAUUUUUGCACCGAUAGAUAGGGAAAUCGAUGAAUAUGUAAAGAAUAAUUUUAGUGAUUACUCAGUGGUGUUUCGGAGGCAUGUUGUUCCUGAUUGGAUCACAUGGAGGGAUUUGGUCGCGGUUGAUGAUGGCAAAACGCUGCAGACAUGUUUGGAAAGGUUUAAUAUUGAAGUCAAAAAGUCUGGUGAUAAUCUUGAGGUUAAUGGUCUUCCGGUUAUCUUUCCAGAUAUGUACAACAGCGAAUGGCUUCUGGUGCGUGGACUUUGA
Messenger RNA from Ilex paraguariensis (yerba mate), 1152 nucleotides. The record is from the annotation of a GenBank genome assembly. NCBI's taxonomy places the organism in Eukaryota, Viridiplantae, Streptophyta, Magnoliopsida, Aquifoliales, Aquifoliaceae.